UUUUAACAUGGCGCGGGAAAGCUGUGAGAUGGAUCCUGGGGCGGACUUGCCAGAGGAAGCCGACGGUCUUUCUUCUUCAAGUUUAAAACUUUACGAGGCGCAGUUCUUUGGCUUCACACCGGAAAGAUGCAUGUUGCGAAUCCAAAGCGCCUUCCAGGACUGUCUAGUCCACAUCUUAACGAUCGUGGAGAAAACCUCUGUGCGGCAGCUGGGUGAAGGGGACGCAAAGGAUUUAGUCCAAACCCAAGUUCGAGAAUGUACCCGGAAGCUGGAGCGCUACCUAAUGGCUCAGUUUGAGAAGCUGUCGGCGCGGAUGGAGGCACCGCUUGUCUACAAUUGUCUGUCCAUCCCUGCAAACGUCCUGCUGCCGGAGGACCAGGCUCACAAAAACUACCCAGACGGUGAAAAGAACGUGCAGAGACUGGAAUCGUCACUGGCCAAUCUGCAAAGAGCAUAUGAAGCAGAAGUGGGUGCACGGAGAGCCAUGCUGGAAGAGCUGGAGGAGCAGAAGGAGGUGCAGAAGCAGCUGGACGGGCUCCUGUUGUGGGUGAAAGAGCUCCAGGGAGCCUGGGUGACAGAAGGAAGCAGCAGCUUUCAAGAAAGUUUCAGACUGGUGUUGGAGUCUGUGAAGAAGCUUCAGGAUGCCCUCAGAGAGGUCUGCAUUAAGGCCCCCAUGUAAAUCUCGAAUCAAAUGAGGGAGAACUUUGGUAUUUGCUUGUUCGGGGAUACAGUUUAAUUUGUUGCUGUCUCACAAGUUCAUGAGUCUACAUACAGUAUGUCAUACUGCUCUUCAUCUUUAGUUACAUUUGCAUAUUAUUAUCUAAUUUCCCAUUAGUCAACUUGAGCCUUAAUAUUAUGGUUUUUUUAUGUUGGAUAUUCCAUCGAUAAGUAAAGCCUCUCCCUUAUACAAGUCUUGGACAUUAAUGAGACAUUAUAUAUUCUCAUGCACUCUGACGACAUGUCUUCUAAAUCCACUAGAGGGCAGUAUGCACUCAUUUAUUGCCAGGCUUGGUUUAAAAAAAUCUUUUUAAGUUACAAUAUUGCAUCUUGUGUUUGAUAAUAAAACAAUUAAUUAAUAAUUUUCCUACCUUGCCAUUGGUUAACUACAUUCAUUUUGUGUAAGCGAUUGAGCGGGUUUGCCUGAUAAAUUGUUUUCUAUGGUGAUAUGGAUCAAUUUGUCAGUUCUUUUGUUAGCUGUAAAUAAUAAAGUAUUUUUUCC
Synchiropus splendidus (mandarinfish) is the source of this 1219-nucleotide messenger RNA. RefSeq names its product MIS12 kinetochore complex component (gene mis12). Gene Ontology annotation, biological process: mitotic cell cycle; mitotic sister chromatid segregation; protein localization to kinetochore. NCBI's taxonomy places the organism in Eukaryota, Metazoa, Chordata, Actinopteri, Syngnathiformes, Callionymidae. The transcript is spliced from 2 exons. Gene Ontology annotation, cellular component: nucleus; chromosome, centromeric region. Bases 8 to 679 code for a protein of 223 amino acids. The record is from RefSeq and is a predicted model, not a curated record.